Molecule: messenger RNA, 1723 nt
Organism: Physeter macrocephalus (sperm whale)
Lineage: Eukaryota; Metazoa; Chordata; Mammalia; Artiodactyla; Physeteridae
Gene: KCNA1
Product: potassium voltage-gated channel subfamily A member 1
Exons: 1
Coding region: 1-1488 (495 amino acids)
Biological process (GO): potassium ion transmembrane transport; protein homooligomerization
Cellular component (GO): voltage-gated potassium channel complex; synapse; juxtaparanode region of axon
Molecular function (GO): delayed rectifier potassium channel activity; protein binding
Source: RefSeq, a predicted model, not a curated record
AUGACGGUGAUGUCGGGCGAGAACGCGGACGAGGCUUCGGCCGCCCCGGGCCACCCGCAGGACGGCGGCUACGCGCGGCCGGCCGAGCACGACGACCACGAGUGCUGCGAGCGCGUGGUCAUCAACGUCUCCGGGCUGCGCUUCGAGACGCAGCUCAAGACGCUGGCGCAGUUCCCCGACACGCUGCUGGGCGACCCGAAGAGGCGCAUGCGCUUCUUCGACCCGCUGAGGAACGAGUACUUCUUCGACCGCAACCGGCCCAGCUUCGACGCCAUCCUCUACUACUACCAGUCGGGGGGCCGGCUGCGGAGGCCGGUCAACGUGCCGCUGGACAUGUUCUCCGAGGAGAUCAAGUUUUACGAGCUGGGCGAGGAGGCCAUGGAGAAGUUCCGCGAGGACGAGGGCUUCAUCAAGGAGGAGGAGCGCCCUCUGCCCGAGAAGGAGUUCCAGCGCCAGGUGUGGCUGCUCUUCGAGUUCCCCGAGAGCUCGGGGCCCGCCCGGGUCAUCGCCAUCGUCUCGGUCCUGGUCAUCCUCAUCUCCAUCGUCAUCUUCUGCCUGGAGACGCUGCCCGAGUUGAAGGGUGACAAGGACUUCACGGGCACCGUCCACCGCCUCGACAACACCACGCUGGUCUACAACGUGAACAUCCUCACGGACCCCUUCUUCAUCGUGGAGACACUGUGCGUCGUCUGGUUCACCUUCGAGCUCCUGGUGCGCUUCUCCGCCUGCCCCAGCAAGGCAGCCUUCUUCCGCAACAUCAUGAACUUCAUCGACAUCGUGGCCAUCAUCCCCUACUUCAUCACGCUGGGCACCGAGCUGGCCGAACAGGAGGGGAACCAGAAAGGCGAGCAGGCCACGUCGCUGGCCAUCCUCAGGGUCAUCCGGUUGGUAAGGGUCUUUAGAAUCUUCAAACUCUCCCGCCACUCGAAGGGCCUCCAGAUCCUGGGCCAGACCCUCAAAGCCAGUAUGAGAGAGCUAGGGCUGCUCAUCUUUUUCCUCUUCAUCGGGGUCAUACUGUUUUCUAGCGCAGUGUACUUUGCCGAGGCGGAAGAAGCUGAGUCGCACUUUUCCAGUAUCCCCGACGCUUUCUGGUGGGCGGUGGUGUCCAUGACCACCGUGGGAUACGGUGACAUGUACCCUGUGACAAUUGGAGGCAAGAUCGUGGGCUCCUUGUGCGCCAUCGCCGGUGUGCUGACAAUUGCCCUGCCCGUACCUGUCAUUGUGUCCAAUUUCAACUAUUUCUACCACCGAGAAACCGAGGGGGAAGAGCAGGCUCAGUUGCUCCACGUCAGCGCCCCUAAUCUAGCCUCUGACAGUGACCUCAGUCGGCGCAGCUCCUCCAUCGUCAGCAAAUCUGAGUACAUGGAGAUCGAAGAGGAUAGGAAUAAUAGCCUAGCCCGCUUUAGACAGGCCAGCGUCAGAACUGGCAGUUGCACCGCAGCUAACCAAAACUGCGUUAAUAAGAGCAAGCUACUGACGGAUGUUUAAAAAGACAAGCAAAGAAACUAAAAAGCCCCCCCCGCCCCCCCCGCACCACUUAGCAGCUUGAAAGACCUAAAACUCCAAACCCAACCCAACCCCCAGUGACCCAGGUCACUCCUUGUAGGUACUUUCCCAAAUAGCCUUUGAAUACUCUAUUGAACUGUCCAUGCGUUGUUGCAUUGCCAGCGUUGGUGGGGGGGGGGGGGGGGGGCGUGGCAAACCCGAAGCCUUCGGGAGCCAU